Molecule: messenger RNA, 12183 nt
Organism: Peromyscus californicus insignis
Lineage: Eukaryota; Metazoa; Chordata; Mammalia; Rodentia; Cricetidae
Gene: Tnr
Product: tenascin R
Exons: 23
Coding region: 720-4796 (1358 amino acids)
Molecular function (GO): protein binding
Source: RefSeq, a predicted model, not a curated record
CAAGAGGACCAAAGACACCAAUGACACGUUGUUUUUCUGUCCACUAGGGGGCUGCUUGUAGAAGGCUGGGGAAAAAAAGCUUAAAAAUAUGCUGCUGAAAUUUCAGUAAGAGGGGAAAAGAGAGAGCUUGCGAAAGACAGCAGAACGGUCCCAGGCUUCCUCAUCUCCGUUCACGUCAGAGGCAGGAACCGACCGACUGUGCUAAGGCUGUUGGCUCAACACGCAGAGACAGAGCCGGAGGAGCCUCAGACUGGGAAAGAAGAGGUGGUCCUCCCUGACCCAAGGAAUUACCACUAGUGGAGUAAAGCCAUCUGACUUUUUGAUCUUAUUUGGUUGCCUCUUCUCUCCUUCCACCGGUAGACCUACCAGCUGGGUUUCGUUUCUUUCCUGUAGCCUUCUCUCCCUCUCAGAAAAAGAGGAAGGGAAGAGAAGGAGAGAGGUGGGCGCUCUAGGUGAGCGCAUCAGCUGGCUCCAGCCCGAACAGACAAGAAUUCUCUGCCCAGGAAGCUCCUUUCGCUCUCCGGCUACCCAGCCCCCCUCAGCGCCCCCAACCUGGGCGUCUGUAUCAACUCCCUGUUCAGAGGACUGAUCUCUUCAGGAGUUAGAAUCAAAGAGCACACGGUCAAGAGAAAACAUCAGAGAGGGCGACAUCACGAAGAUUCCGCUAACUCCAUGCUGGCCACCACAGGGAGCUCUUGAACCAAGCUCUGGCUGAGAAGAUGGGGAUCGACGGGGAAACAGUGGUCUUGAAGAACAUGCUUAUCGGUGUAAACCUGAUCCUGCUGGGAUCCAUGCUCAAGCCUUCCGAGUGUCAACUGGAGGUGACCACAGAAAGGGUCCAGAGACAAACUGUGGAGGAGGAAGGAGGGGCUUCCAGCUACAACACAUCCAGCAAGGAACAGCCUAUGGUCUUCAACCAUGUAUAUAACAUCAACGUCCCACUGGAGAGCCUCUGCUCCUCGGGGCUGGAGGCUUCAGCUGAACAGGAAGUGAGCGCUGAAGAUGAUACUCUGACAGAAUACAUAGGCCAAACCUCAGAUCACGAAAGCCAGGUCACCUUCACCCACAGGAUCAACCUCCCCAAAAAAGCCUGCCCAUGCGCCAGCUCAGCCCAGGUGCUGCAGGAGCUGCUAAGCAGGAUAGAGAUGCUGGAGAGGGAGGUGUCGUUGCUUCGAGACCAGUGCAACACCAACUGCUGUCAGGAAAGCGCUGCCACAGGACAACUGGACUAUGUCCCUCACUGCAGCGGCCAUGGCAACUUUAGCUUUGAGUCGUGUGGCUGCAUCUGCAAUGAAGGCUGGUUCGGCAAGAACUGCUCAGAGCCCUACUGCCCACUGGGCUGCUCCAGUCGGGGGGUGUGUGUCGAUGGCCAGUGCAUUUGCGACAGUGAAUACAGUGGAGAUGACUGCUCUGAGCUGCGCUGCCCGACAGACUGCAGUUCCCGAGGGCUCUGUGUGGACGGGGAAUGUGUCUGUGAAGAGCCCUACACAGGCGAGGACUGCAGGGAGCUGCGGUGCCCCGGGGACUGUUCAGGGAAGGGGCAAUGUGCCAACGGUACCUGCCUGUGCCAAGAGGGCUAUGCUGGUGAGGACUGCAGCCAGCGACGCUGUCUGAAUGCCUGCAGUGGGCGCGGGCACUGCCAGGAGGGACUCUGCAUCUGUGAGGAGGGCUACCAGGGCCCUGACUGCUCAGCAGUUGCCCCUCCAGAGGACUUGCGAGUGGCUGGUAUCAGCGACAGGUCCAUUGAGCUGGAAUGGGACGGGCCGAUGGCAGUGACGGAAUAUGUGAUCUCUUACCAGCCGAUGGCCCUGGGGGGCCUCCAGCUCCAGCAGCGGGUGCCUGGAGAUUGGAGUGGUGUCACCAUCACGGAGCUGGAGCCAGGUCUCACCUACAACAUCAGCGUCUACGCUGUCAUUAGCAACAUCCUCAGCCUUCCCAUCACUGCCAAGGUGGCCACUCAUGUCUCCACUCCUCACGGGCUACAGUUCAAGACAAUCACAGAAACCACCGUGGAGGUGCAAUGGGAGCCCUUCUCAUUCCCGUUCGAUGGGUGGGAGAUCAGCUUCAUUCCAAAGAACAAUGAAGGAGGGGUGAUAGCUCAGCUCCCCAGCGAUGUUACCUCCUUUAACCAGACGGGACUGAAACCUGGAGAGGAGUACAUUGUGAAUGUUGUGGCUCUGAAGGAACAAGCCCGGAGCCCCCCUACCUCUGCCAGCGUCUCCACGGUCAUUGACGGCCCCACACAGAUCCUGGUUCGGGAUGUCUCUGACACUGUGGCCUUUGUGGAGUGGACCCCACCUCGAGCCAAAGUCGACUUCAUUCUCUUAAAAUACGGCUUAGUGGGUGGAGAAGGCGGGAAGACUACCUUCCGGCUGCAGCCUCCCCUAAGCCAGUACUCAGUGCAAGCCCUUAGACCUGGCUCCCGCUAUGAGGUCUCCAUCAGUGCAGUCCGAGGAACCAAUGAAAGCGACGCCACCAGCACCCAAUUUACAACAGAGAUUGAUGCUCCCAAGAAUUUGCGAGUGGGUUCCCGCACAGCAACUAGCCUUGACCUUGAGUGGGAUAACAGCGAGGCAGAAGCUCAGGAGUACAAAGUUGUGUACAGCACCCUAGCGGGUGAGCAGUACCAUGAAGUACUGGUCCCCAAGGGCAUUGGUCCAACUACCAGGACCACCCUCACAAAUCUGGUGCCAGGCACAGAAUAUGGAGUUGGAAUAUCUGCAGUCAUGAACUCAAAACAAAGCAUUCCUGCUACCAUGAACGCCAGGACUGAACUUGACAGUCCCCGAGACCUUAUGGUAACAGCCUCCUCAGAGACCUCUAUCUCUCUCAUCUGGACCAAGGCCAGUGGUCCCAUUGAUCACUACAGAAUUACUUUUACCCCAUCUUCUGGGAUCUCCUCAGAAGUCACUGUGCCUAGGGACAGGACCUCAUAUACGCUGACAGAUCUAGAGCCCGGAGCAGAAUACAUCAUCUCUAUCACUGCUGAGAGGGGUCGGCAGCAGAGCCUGGAGUCCACUGUGGAUGCCUUCACAGGCUUCCGCCCUAUCUCCCAUUUGCACUUUUCUCAUGUGACCUCCUCCAGUGUCAACAUCACCUGGAGUGACCCAUCUCCCCCAGCAGACAGACUCAUUCUGAACUACAGCCCCAGGGAUGAGGAGGAAGAGAUGAUGGAGGUCCUCUUGGAUGCCACCAAGAGGCAUGCUGUCCUGAUGGGUCUACAGCCAGCCACUGAAUAUAUAGUGAACCUUGUAGCUGUCCAUGGGACAGUAACCUCUGAGCCCAUAGUGGGUUCCAUCACUACAGGAAUUGAUCCCCCCAAAAACAUUACAAUUAGCAAUGUGACUAAGGAUUCAGUGAUGGUUUCCUGGAGCUCUCCCGUUGCACCUUUUGAUUACUACCGAGUAUCAUAUCGACCCACACAAGUGGGACGGCUGGACAGCUCUGUGGUGCCCAACACUGUGACAGAGUUCACCAUCACCAGGCUGCAUCCAGCUACUGAAUAUGAAAUAAGUCUCAACAGUGUGCGAGGCAGGGAGGAGAGUGAACGCAUCUGCACCCUCGUACACACAGCCAUGGACAGCCCUGUGGAUCUGGUUGCUACCAACAUCACCCCCACAGAAGUCCUGCUUCAAUGGAAAGCACCCAUUGGUGAAGUGGAGAACUAUGUCAUUGUCCUCACACACUUUGCAAUUGCUGGAGAGACCAUCCUGGUAGAUGGAGUCAACGAAGAAUUCCAGCUUGUUGACCUGCUUCCUAGCACCCACUAUACCGUCACCAUGUAUGCCACCAGUGGGCCACUCAUGAGUGGCACUAUCGCCACCAACUUCUCUACCCUCCUGGAUCCUCCCGCCAACCUGACAGCCAGCGAAGUCACCAGGCAAAGCGCACUGAUCUCCUGGCAGCCACCCAGAGCAGAGAUUGAAAACUAUGUAUUGACAUACAAGUCCACUGACGGAAGCCGCAAGGAGCUGAUUGUGGAUGCUGAGGACACCUGGAUCCGACUGGAGGGCCUGUCAGAGAACACUGACUACACAGUGCUCCUGCAGGCAGCUCAGGAUGCCACACGGAGCAGUCUCACCUCUACUGUCUUCACCACAGGGGGCCGGCUGUUCUCUCACCCUCAAGACUGUGCCCAGCAUUUGAUGAAUGGAGAUACUCUGAGUGGAGUUUACACCAUCUUCCUCAAUGGGGAGCUAAGCCACAAGUUGCAAGUAUACUGUGACAUGACCACAGAUGGAGGCGGCUGGAUUGUAUUCCAGAGGCGGCAAAAUGGCCAAACUGAUUUUUUCCGGAAAUGGGCUGAUUAUCGCGCUGGCUUUGGGAAUCUGGAGGAUGAGUUUUGGCUAGGGCUAGACAACAUCCACAGGAUAACAGCCCAGGGCCGCUACGAGCUGCGUGUCGAUAUGCGGGAUGGACAGGAGGCAGCCUUUGCCUACUACGACAAGUUUGCUGUAGAGGACAGUAGAAGCCUGUACAAGCUCCGCAUAGGAGGCUACAAUGGCACUGCAGGAGACUCCCUCAGCUAUCACCAGGGACGCCCUUUCUCCACCGAGGACAGAGACAAUGAUGUUGCAGUCACCAACUGUGCCAUGUCAUACAAGGGUGCUUGGUGGUAUAAGAACUGCCACCGGACCAACCUCAAUGGGAAAUACGGGGAGUCCAGGCACAGUCAGGGGAUCAACUGGUACCAUUGGAAAGGCCAUGAAUUCUCCAUCCCCUUUGUAGAAAUGAAGAUGAGGCCCUACAACCACCGUCUCACGGCCGGGAGGAAACGGCGAGCCGUGAAAUUCUGAGCACUGGGCAGCCAGCCACCAGCCAGACGAUCUUUUCUGUCAUUUUGUUUGUAUUUUAUAAUAUGAGACAAGGGGGGGAGGGGCAACAGUAAUGUGCUUCACAACAUAUUCAGAGUCUCUGAAGGAAGCAGGGAUCAGUUAGGUACCAUCUGCUCCUCGUUUCUGCUGCCUUGGAGCCUGACCCUCGGGCUACAUGCUCCCUGCUAAUCAGUCCUCUCCCUGCCCACCCCCUCCUUUGUUACAGAGGAGGAAAACUGGGGAGUUUGAAAUACAAUUCACAAACAGGCCAUGAAGUACAGAUUGUUACAGAGACAGGCACACACGCCUUCUUUCUCUACCCUCCUUCUGAGAUACCUUCCAAUUUCUAAGUAAGAGUGAACUGGUCACAGCUCACCAUGGCCAGGGGACCACACCAGCCCAGAGAAGCUUCGGCAAGCAAGCUUGGCCAGUCUCCUUUUAAGAGAGAAGACACCCCCCCACACACACACACACACACUAACACAACAGCUCGAGUUCAUUGAAAUGGGCUAAAGAUUCUCACAUUCUGACAUUUAACUUUCAGGAGGAGUGGCCUCUUCCAGCCCCACCUCUUCCCUAGUUGUAUCCCUACAGACCUACAAACCCAACCAUUGUUUAGAACUCCAGUUGCCAAAGCUGUCUGCCCCUGGCCCUGGGUGUCAUAAGCCACUGUCACGGAAUAAUUUUCUUUGGUGGUGGGACAGGGAGAAGGAGGGUUUUAUUUCUGGCGUGUUUGCAUCAGGCACUGAGAAAGGACGGGAGUAGAAACCAGGGCACCUACCAGGGAGUCUGUAAGUCCCACUGGAAACUGACCUUGCUUAGAGCUGCUUUUUUGCAUUUCUGGUCACAUUUACCAUGGAGUCCUUCCCCGGAUGUCCUAUUUGAAGGUCUCUGGUUCUGUCCUCAGCCAGGCUAUCCUCAGUACAAGUGGCUUCACAGAAAUCAGGGGAAGAAGUUCUAAGACCAUCAGCCAUUCCCCUGACUGAUAACCCUGGGAAGAGAUAGAAUGUUCUGGUCUCUUGUUUGUUUUGAUCCUGUGGUAAGCAGAACCGACCCCUCAAUGAGGUGAGAUCAUGGGAAACACUUUCCAUCCCCCCUUUAUUAUUCUGCUUUGAGAAGAAAGAUGAAAAGUGCCUGAGGAAAUUGCAUUUGGAACUCCAAAGGUGAGAGGAGCGAACUCUCCACCCCCGCAUGAUUUGAUUUUUUAAGCCCUGGGAAACUGGAGGCUAUAGAAGCCAUGACCUUUCAGCUUCUCCACAAAUCAAAAGCCAGCCAGUCUUCCCUGCAGCCUCUGCCCAAACCGUGCCAAGUCUCUCAGCUGAUUUCUCUCUGUCCUCACUCCUCCCUGAGACCCCAGUGUGUCUGCUGUAGGGUCCAUGGUUGCCAUCUGGGGCACCCUAUACCUUUGCCAACCAGUCACAGGAUGGGGAGACAUUUUGUAAUAGAAUCAGCCACCAUCUAACCAGGCUUUGAACCAGAAGCAGCAGUCCUCUUGACUGAUGAUCACAUGUCCAGCAGUGUGACAUUGGAGUCAUCUUGCUGUUUUCUGUAGCUUUCUCCAUCUUUGUGAUAUAGAUCCACUGCCACACCCAAGACCAAACAUGACAAGUGGAGUUUUCAUUUCUUAAUCCAACAUGGACUUCAAACAGCCAAGACAAGGAGGGAUAGAGGAGUCUGCAAGUUAUACGAGAUUUAACGACAUAUAGAGCAAUCAUGCAGAGUGGGAGGUGAGCACACUCAAUAAGGGACUUGAGGGCUGUGAUAUAGGGCCACCUCUGCCACCAUGCCAGCUACAGGACCUUGAUGGGUUUAUUCACUUCUCUGGGCCUCAGGUUCCUCACCCAUCGAAUCGGAGCUUAGACCAAAAGGAUUUCUAACACCCCUUCAGUUUUAACAGCCAAUAAUGCUAAUCUGUGAUAGGAAAAGCAGGAUCAAAGUUGGUCUUGGUGAGCCAUCACAAUUAAGAAAAUGUCAGAAUCUCCAAGGAGGAGAUGGAAGAAGGGAAGGAAAAAAAGGAAGGAGGAAGGAAAUGGAUUCAGAACUCUCUCUCCUUCACACACACACACAGAAAGUGAGAGUGUGUGUGUGUGUGUGAGAGAGAGAGAGAGAGAGAGAGAGAGAGACACCAAUGCCAAAAGAAGUUGAAGCCAUUGCGUCUGUAGAGAGCCAAGGACCUGGGUGUGCCCGUACAGCCCACCUCAUCAAGGGAGCUGAAAUGGAACAAGACUGCAUGUCAUCAGUUCCAGGGAAAAUCAAGAAAUAUCAAUGGAAAUCCAAAACUGCCUUUCACUGGAACUGUUUUAUCCUGUGGAACAUUUUUAUAAAUAGUAUCGGCAGCAUCACCUAGAAUCACUUAAAGGAAUUUUAAAGUAAGGAAGGGACUUCAAAGAUCAGCUCAUCCAACCUUCUGUAAAAGGGUUUAUAGAUCCCUUUUGUUAAGUAGAGGGAGCUCCACCCCAAACUCUAUGUUUUGAAGAGACUAUGCAUUCUACUGUCUUCUCAAGAUCCAUGGCAAGCUUGACUCAAAGCUUCUGAACUUGACUGACUUAACCUCUACGUUGGGCUUCUUAAUGGAUUCUUUUUCAUCUGCUCCUUCCCACACCUGGGUUUGUCCCUGAGGAGGCAGGCAGCAGCACUCAGCACCCAUUCCAAGCACCCAAUUUUCCCGUAAGGGACUCAGAAUGACUUGAAGUGGGCCCUGUCAAGAAUACGGUAUAACUGCAGACACUUUAGAAUACACACUUCCAGGAAAACCCAAGCAACAACAAAAACAGUAACAACCAGUCAUUAGCGACUGCCACAGAUUCACUGCCUACAAUCGAGAGCCGGGCCACUCUCCUCUUCCCUUUUGCAUGCCCUGUUGUCGAUUGUUUCUAGCAUAUUGAAUCCACAUUUUCCCAGGGCUGCUUCUGGAAGGUAAAGAGACUAUGAAGACUCUUCGUCAGGGAUGACAGACCUGUAGAAAGUACUAGCCUUCAGACCAGACUUAAUGGUAACAGGACAGCAAGGUGGUGUUCACAGCACCUAGAUGCCUACAUAACUGCUUAUGAAAAGUAGCAAACGAUGCAGCAUGCUUCUGGCUCUGCAGUAUGCUUCUUCUGGUUCCAGGUGACCUCAGACCAAAUCAGGACCCAGAACUCAUUUAUACGGGAGAUAGAUUUGGAAAAGAACAGCAACAUGGCAGCAGAGAAAUGUGAAGCCAACUUCUACAGCUAGUUAAAUUUCCCCUUCUCCCAGCUAUCAACACCCUAUCUCUAAAGAGGGGAGAUUCACCCCUAAUAUCCUGUUGCCUUUUACUGGAUAGCCAAUCAGCUCCUCAUGGAUAAAAAACUCUCACUUCACAGAUGAACCUGAACUACCAAGGUUGCCUUGCCAGUGAGCAGGAUGCCUAAACAAACUACCUUGAACAUGUUUUUACCUUUAAAAACUGGUGUCAGGACAGAACUAUAGAUUAUGGGACAAGAGGUCAUUACCGAACCUUUUCAAAGAGCUUUUUUCAAAGCAUCGGUUGAGAAAGGUUUGGUGAGUUCCUCUUUGUCCUUUUGUCUGGAGAAAGAAAAGUGGAACCCAUGAGAACAGUGGAUGCACCAAGCGGAGGGCUUGGAAAAGAGCCAUCAGUGACCACAGUUGAAAGUGCUCCUGAGGCAUAGUCUGCCGCUCUUCGCUUCACCCAGGGUUCCUGGAAGGGUGGAGGCACUUCCCCCUUGCUCGCUGAUCACAAAACUCCCACUUGAUCCAAUUCCUUGGUGGUGUUUCUUUUCCUCCGAAGAGGGGGAGUGGAGAUGGUCUGCCACCUCUAUUUACAUCCUACUGUCCACUCUGACAUGUCCAGAGCAAAACUCUGAAAGACUCAAUGCAAUUUCAGUCCUAGAGGAGAUGGGAGAAUACUUAGCUUACCUCAAACUUGCCCAAGCUACAAGAAGAAGUGUGGGAGCCCCAGAGACUAGGCUAUUUAAUGUCUGGGGUUCAGUCUCUCAUCUAUCCUCCCAGAUGGCCUGCUUUCAUUCAGAUAGCAAAGCAGUCAAGCUUCCCCCCUCUGGGGAUACAGGGACAGAGCUGGCUUCUGGCCUGUGGCUUCUGGAUUCUCUUCGUUGGACCACUGGGUCCUCAGAACAAAUUUCUGAAGUGCUUUGACUAACUGUUUUCCUAAGCCUUUGUUUCUUCCAUAGUCCAACUUUCCCAUAUGUGAUAGCAUCUCUACCAAUAAUACUGCAGUAUUUUGGCACUGCCAGGCCAAAUGGGGGCUCACAGAACAAAUGAAAACUACUCCAAUUAAGUAGGGAAACCAGCACCAGUAGGAAGUCACCAGGAUCAGGGAAAGCUCCCGUUUUUUAGAGGAUGUGUUGAUGUAGACUCGGGUCCCUUUGGAAAGAGUGGCUUUGGUUCAUCCUAACUAAAUCCAUGCUGGAUUUAGAUUAAGCCGGUUUUGUCUUCUUCAAGCUCUGAGAAAAUAGCUAGGAAGAAGGAAGAAAAAAAUGUAAGUUAAAUAAAAGAAGCUGAUGGAGUCUUAUAAAACAAAAACAAAUCUUAGAGACGGCCCCACCAUGGAAACACAGAAACCAAACCCGGUGAGCAGUCACGGUGAAGGCAACAGCAUUGGCACUGGCUUCUCGAGUUCUGGCCUCCAGACAAAGUUCCUACAGGUUCCAUCCUUCGCCAGAGACAGGAAGCCACUGGAAGCCUUACUGUGCAGAAGCAAGAAGCAGUGGGGCCUUCUUUGCUGCUCAACCAGUCUUGCCUCAACCUCGCUUUUCCUUUCCCAGUUCACACAGCCUGGUUCAUCAUCGCAAGUAUUUCUGAUUUAUUUUUCAAGGUCACUCCUUGCCUGAAACAUGACUUCACUGCACCUGCAGUGCUUCAUUGUCCAAAUGUCCUUGGCAAACCUCACAGUCUUUGGACAGUGUUAGGUUUUUUUUCCAAACAGGAAAUCCUCCCCCUUCCACAGCUUAAGAAGGCUAUUGCAGAGCAUCCAUUUAACAUAGCCCUUGUUCCUAAGAUCACCUCUAUUAACUUUAUAGAACAGCACUGUAUUAUCUGAGCUGUGAGGCUAGGCUAAUGCUCAAUUUCCAGUUUAGAAAUAUUUAACCCUCUCAAAGAUCCCUAAUGGACACUUUCCUGAGUAUAAUCAUUGGCCACUUGCUCUGGAGGGAAAAAUACAAGAAUCUUUGAGAUCUAGGCACACUAUACUGAGGAAGCCUGGGAUGGGGGUAGUAUUGGGAGCCAGAUACAUGGAUGGGAACUGUUUUCUUCUUGUCAGUAGUUUCACAGCCCCCAGAGAAAUCUAUUGCCUUUAAACAAUCCAUCAUUGAACACUAACAUGCUCAACCCUGUCCCCUAGGCAAAUAUUAAAAAACACUCCUUUGAAGCCAAAGGGAAUUCCUGAAAUCACCUAACACACCCCCCUCGCUUCAUACUCAAGUAAAGCAAGGCAGAAAUGUGCAAGCAGCUUGCCCUAGUUCACGCAGCCAAUGAGGCAUAAAACCAGGGUAGACCUGGUACAAUAUUUUUUUUUCUAUUUUGUCUCUCCUUUAAUAGAGACUGAGAAAAAAUAGUACUUAUUGAUCAGAUUCUGUGCAAAGGCCUUUACAUCAAUUACUUUAUUGAAUUCUCCCCACAAUCCAGAGUCAGUUUUAACCAUUUUACAAAUGAGGGAAAUGGAAGUACAGGAUUGUUAAGUCACAUGCCUGAAGUCACACAGUUUCUGAGGAGAGCCAUCAUCUCUGUCCAAUAUAAACUUCCUUGAUUUUUCUUGUUUGUAAAGCUGCUGUCACAGUGAGCCAUGCAGCCGCCAGCUUGGAUCUCAGUAACAUUCUCAUGGAGGUUUUCUAACUCCAUUCUUCUUUCCUUUUCCUUUUAACAAAUGGGAAUUCUUGCUGUUCCCCCCCCCCCCCACACACACACACACACCUUGCUACACACUCCAGGGACGCCUCAACCCAAGCUGUCAGAAGUAGUAAGAAAUAGCCUGGCAGCAAUUCUCUUUCUGUUUAACUUUUUGAAGAUGGGGCCAGGACACAAAUGCGAUUUCCCACCCGAGUCCAGAGGCAGCAGCCUCCCUCUUUUCUAACACAGACCCCUUCUCAAACUAAAGCAAGAGACAGAACCAGGAUCAAGGAAGCGGGGAUCACAGGUUAACACAGUGUGAGUUCCUGGGGUGUCAGUUUGAGCCUGGAAUUUGUAAGGAGUUAUGAGUGUGUUCAAACAAACUGCAGACAGCAGCAGAAGCAAACACCCUAUGAAUGUGUGGGCUGAGAUCAGCGGGGUGCGGGCAAAAUACACACAACCCCCUCCCAGACUCCAGGACUCCCUGAAGGAACACAUCAGAGGACAUUUGUGAAGGCUGGAGCUACAAGGAGACAGGAGGGAAGUUCUGUGUAUUUAUUCUCAUUUCUUUCUCCUGCUCUUUACCUGUCUCUUACCCCCAGUGAAUGAGAAGCCUGGGAGAACGAUUUGCUACAUCCCUGACUAACUUUGCGACUUUUUUGGAGGACGAUUUAGAAAAAUAUCAGAAACUUGGUGGUUUCACCUAUCAGGCAAAAACUCCAACACUGAACCCCUUUUCCCCUCCAGAUCUCCCCAAGAGGGAACUCAGGUCCCCUCAGAGUGGUGGCUCUUUGGGGUGGCACUUCAGACAUGCAUUAGAUACAGAAAGCACUGCAUUUCCUGCAGAAACAUCCUCCAAGGGAGUAAUCCUAUCUAGCUUCUUUAUCCCUUUCAAGGCCUAGGGCCACUGUGGGGACUCACAAACAAGGGUCAGAAUCUAUUCCCUCCUGCCUCUCCUUAACAUACAUGCACUUCCCUGCUGUAUUCACACACACAAAUUAUUCCAACCUUCCAACCCCAAGUACCCUCAAGCUGUAGGAAUUCCCAGGUGCCCUAAACAAGUCACUGUGACUCUGAGGGACAUUAGCUAGGGCUCCAAGCAGAUGAAACUCAACCUGGUGGUCUCUCGGUUGUCAUCCUGAGAAAUCAUAAGCACCAAAUCCUCCAAUCCCUCCGAAUUUGAAUUUGUGGUCUUAACCUUUAAUAGCCUUUUAAGGUAAAAAUAACAAAGACCAAUUUACUGACUUUGUAGCUACACUGUACUUGAAAAGGCUCUUACUUAAAAGAAAGGCCAAAAGGAAGAAAAGGGUUAUAUGAAUAUGCUCAUUGGGCGAUGUACACUCUGAUGAACUAAAGUAAGAAGCUAGAGAGGAAGGAAGAGGGAGAGCCAGCUUGUCCCAUCCUUUCAUGACACCGUAGCUCAAAGACUGGAAUCUGCUUGUUAACCAUUGUUAACUAGUAUUUUUAGUCCCGGUUGCUUUUAGCCUCUGUAUAGUUCCUUUUUUAAACACAUUUUCUAUACGUUAAUAAAAGAUCCUGAAGGAAA